Colletotrichum graminicola M1.001 is the source of this 2838-nucleotide messenger RNA. RefSeq names its product PX domain-containing protein. NCBI's taxonomy places the organism in Eukaryota, Fungi, Ascomycota, Sordariomycetes, Glomerellales, Glomerellaceae. Gene Ontology annotation, molecular function: phosphatidylinositol binding. The record is from RefSeq and is a predicted model, not a curated record. Bases 1 to 2838 code for a protein of 945 amino acids. The transcript has 7 exons.
AUGACGGCGCCCAUGGCUUCGACAUCGCAAGAACAGCUGCCGAAUGGCACUGCUGUAGACCCGGCGCAAGCGGUCCCAGCACCGGCCACCAGAGUCGAGCUUCCUGUCCGCUCAAAGAGCAACAUGUCCAACCCCCCGCCAGGCCAGUCCUUGACGGGCAAGGAGGAACAUUACCUCAAGCGCGAGCUGAUUUCAGAACAAGUCAAGUACGAAAUCUCCGAGCUCAACUCCCCUACGGCCCUCAAGCGAUUCGGCGCCCCCUUCAAAUCCGACGUUGGAGAGGUCUCUCCCUUGGAUUCCGAGCUUCCCAUCCUCCGCUACAUUUUUGUUCAUCAUGUCCGCGAUUUCCCUUUCCUCGACAAGGCCAGAGAAAAAGAGUUCUGGCAGGACAAGCUCCAGGUCUUCCUAGAAUCCUUUGCGACCAAGAACAUUUCCUCCUCCGAAGACAGACUUGAAGAGACCAAGCGGCGCAAACUGGCUAUAAAAUGCCAGAAGCUUGUCGAGCUGAUGAUGGUGUCCGGCUGCAAGACCUCCUCCGGCUUCGAGGAGAGGAUACGCUUUUCCGAGAUCGAGGUCGUCGACAGCAACGCCAUCGAAACGGGUGUCAUGCACGCUGUACCUGAGGGCAACUACAUCAACGGCUGGGAUGUGAACAUUGCCGCCGUCAGAAUUAUGACGGAAAGGAAGACUAUCAGAUCACACAAGCACGCUGAAUUCGUCAUGCGUAUACACCGCAAGGGUGAGCUUGAGUUCUUCAUCGGUAGACGGUACGGUGAUUUCGUUAGGCUGCAUAAGAGGUUACGCCUCGAAUUGCCCGGCAAGAUUCUACCCACAUUGCCCAAGAAGAACAAGUCGGACACAACGACCUCCGGGCUAUUCUCCCUGACUGGCGGCGGCAGUCCGGAUUCUUCUGCAUCGUCCGUGUCGUCAGUGUCGACCAUGAUGACCGGCCUCACACCACACGAGAAGGAAUCUGCCAAGUUGUCGGUGCUAGGACACAAACGCGCAGCCUCUACAGCUUCCAGUCGCAGGUCACCUCGCGUGUCAACUGACAGCAGGCCCAAGAGCCCCCUGCCGUUCCACACAAAGAAGAAUGGCCAGGUGACGUUGUGGCGUGAGAGCCAGCGCGUCUCUCUCCGGGCUUUCAUCCGCAACCUGCUCUCCAACCCCCAGAUCGCGCAAACAAAGGCCAUGGAGGAGUUUCUCACAAGAGACCCGAUCACGCCGACUGAUGCCGAUAUCGACGACAUAGAGCGGAGAAGGGCGGUCGAUGCGAUGCGUGUGGAGGAACAGAAGAAGUUUUACGAAAUCGCAAGGAAGCGUGCGGCCGAGCUUGAUAUCUACAUGGAAGAAUUCCGCCAAGAGAUUGUUGAGCGCAACGGUCUGACCUCGCUGUUCAAAGAGAUCAAGGACAAGGAGACAAUCCAGGACCUGAGCAUUCAGUACAGAAAGUUCGCCGAGUGGCUCCGGAUCGAGGUUGCUGCCACGAUAUACCACUUGUUCCUGGCGGAGGACAACUCUCCCGAGCUGUUCGCUCAGGCAAAGAGGAUCCACUCGCUCAUCCCGUAUACCGUCAUCAAGAAUGUCAUCAGGAUUGCGAACCCAGCGGCCGUCAUGUCUGGUAUUUUGGACGUCUUCCUGGCGCAACCUUUCGGCACCCGUUCGCUGCUGCAGCGCAUCUUCUCGCUUACGCUCAACGACGGCAUCAAGAGCUUCCAAAAAUCUAUCGACACUCUUGCCGCUAAGAUCGGCGACGAGGUUUUCACGAAGAAGUUGAAGAUGUACACGGAGGCCGAGGAGCAUAUCAAGCUUGCCAUCCGGGAAGAGGCCGCGGCUGAGGAGAUGGACUUGAUUGUCGUCAUUCUGCGUUCUGACUUCCUUGAGCCUAGCUUGACUUCGGACCAAAUCGGCCGACUCUACAACGCCUACGUAGCCUUCAACAAUGCUGUCGAGAACAUCGAUGAGGAGCUGAAGCAGGGAGCCCAACUCUUCUCUUACCUCAAGCAGUUCUUGAAGCUUUGUACCAGGCAACACGACAAGGCCAUGAUGCUGCAGCUUGUGGAGGAACCGGUCACGCUCCAGCUGUUCCGCGACCUCUUCACCAUCUUUUACGAACCCCUCGUCCGGGUAUACAAGUCGGCCAAUGUUUACAGCAGUGUUACCGACUUUGCCGUGUUCAUCGAUGACAUGAUCCAGGUCGUGGAGAAGUGCCAGGAGCAAGAUGCGUCGGCAGACCCGAACCAGACCGUGCAAGCGUUCAUCGACCUCUGCCAAAGACACGAGAACAACUUUUACAAGUUUGUGCACGAGGUACACACCCACGACAACGGGCUCUUCGACCAGCUGAUGGGAUGGAUCGAAGACAUCCUAGAAUUCCUCAGAAAGGGCCCUAAAAACGGCACUUUGAACAUCAAUGCCCUGUUCGAGGGAGGCGUCAGCUCGGGCAUCAUCGACAAGGCCAAGGUCAUCGAGGAGGUUAACCAACUCAUCGCAUGGCAAGAAGCCAGGAAGAAGUGGCACCAUGACAAGACACGACAGAAGAUGGCCGCCGAAGGAAACGGGGGCCCGGAUCUUGCUCCCACAGGCUUCUCAUCGUCAGACUUUGGCCUUGAUCAGAUGGACCUGGAAGACAUGGCGUACGACGAUGAUGACGAAGAAGAGGAGGAGGCAGAGGAAGAGGAUGAGCUCGACCCGAUCGAGGCCGAGCGCCGCCGUCGUGCCAAGAGACGCGAUAGACUUCGCCGGAGCGCCGGCGAACCGACUAAGCCGCCCGUCUCCGAGAUUCACAAACUCAAGGAAAAUUUCCUUGUCAUGUUGCGCGAGGUUCUUGCCCAGUAA